Caretta caretta (loggerhead turtle) is the source of this 3219-nucleotide messenger RNA. It is a transcript of the gene STAC2, whose product is annotated as SH3 and cysteine rich domain 2. Lineage: Eukaryota; Metazoa; Chordata; Testudines; Cheloniidae. The record is from RefSeq and is a predicted model, not a curated record. Gene Ontology annotation, molecular function: protein binding. Gene Ontology annotation, biological process: positive regulation of protein localization to plasma membrane; positive regulation of voltage-gated calcium channel activity; skeletal muscle contraction.
UACGCAUCUUGCGGGGGGGGCGGAGGUUAUUGUAGGCGAGUUAAUAUAAGGGGCGAGCAAGAAGUUUUAUUUCCAAGUGUGGACGGGGGAGCCGGGGCUGUUCCCCCUCCCCGGGAGCACCCAGGCGGGCUUCACUCUUUUCUUGAAAACCAGAGAGGUGGGGGGGGAUCUUUCUCUCCCCCCCCCCCAUCUUGACCUAUUUGUACCAGCAUCAUGACGGAGCUAAGCGAAAAGGAGAAUGACCCCCAAAACCCAGACGCCCAGCGGUCCCCGGGCACCAUCUCCAGCCUUCACGAAACGAAGAUGCAGAGGCUUAAGCGCUCCCUGUCCCUCAAGACCAUCCUGCGUAGCAAGAGCGUGGAGAACUUCUUCCUGCGAUCCAACAGCGAGCUCACACUCCCCUGCGAGGUGCUGCUCAGCCCCCCAACGCCCUUGCCGCCCCCGUCCCCCCCGCCGAUGCCCACCGAGGCCGUCCUGCCCCGGGCCGAGCGGUCGCCCAUCGCCUGCCACCAGACCCUGGCGCCCCUCAAGCCCCUGCGAACACACAGCUUCCAGGAGCACGUCUUCAAGAAGCACAGCCCGUGCCAGAUGUGCCGCCAGCUCAUCGUAGGCAAUUCGAAGCAAGGCCUGCGGUGUAAAACGUGCAAGGUUAGCGUGCACCUGUGGUGCUCGGAGGAGGUCUCGCACCAGCACUGUCCCGGCAAGACGGCCACCUCCUUCCGACGCAACUUCAGCUCCCCUCUCCUGGUGCAGGAGCAUCAGCAGGGCAGCUCCAAGGAGUCACCCCCUGCAGGUCCCAGCGGGAAGGUGGAUCCCAUCUACGAGACGCUGCGUUAUGGCACCUCGCUGGCCCACCUGAACCGCUCCAGCUUCAGCAGCACCUCGGAGUCACCCACCAGGAGCCUGAACGAGAAAGAGGAGGCCGGGGAGGACGCAGACGGCAGCACGGAGGAGAGCCACGGUGACAGCAUGUUCACGGCCUGCCCCGAGGGUGAAGGUCCCGGCUCAGAGGAGAAGAGCCCUGAGCAGCAGGCUGCCGGGGGCUCCUCGCGGAAGGACGUCUCCCCCAUGUACUCCUACGUGGCUCUCUACAAGUUCCUGCCCCAGGAGCACAAUGACCUGCCCUUGCAACCCGGAGACAGGAUCAUGCUGGUCGAUGACUCCAAUGAAGACUGGUGGAAGGGCAAGAUUGGCGACCGGGUGGGCUUCUUCCCGGCCAACUUCGUGCAGAGAGUGCGCCCGGGCGAGAGCAUCUGGAAGUGCUGUCGGCCCUUCUACGGGAACAAGGAGCAGGGACAGAUGAGCCUCAAGGAGAGCCAGAUCUGCGUUGGUGUGGGGAAGAGCAAGGAGACUGAGGGCUUCCUCAAGGUGACCAGUGGCAAGAAACGAGGCCUGGUGCCCGCCGACACCCUGACGGAGAUCUGAAGGGAUCAACUGAGCCGUCUGACCCUCUUUCUCCUGGCAGCGGGGACAGGGCCUCUGUAGCCCGCCCCAGCCCAACAUUCACUAGCCUGCCCUUCACCGCUUCCCUGUGCUAGGAGCACCUCAGCUAAUAUUGUUUCCACACUGGACUCAGAGGGGUUUCUUCUGAGGCUGACUACUCCCAGGUUGGCACCAAUGCCAUCUUGCUGGCCAGCAGAGGGCAGAAGCGGGGUGGGGGAUUAAUUCCCACCCUCCUGUCUAGGCUGAGCCUGCCUGAUCCUACCCCCUCCGGCUUUGUUUUUGUAGCAGGGGUGACGGAUUCCCCAGCAGCACACGUGUCAAUAGCCCCGCAGCGCAGCAAAUGGCAGGAGAUUCCCCCGGCUGCAUCUAACCUUUCUCCCCAUCCCCGCCUCUGUCUUUUGCCUGGUGGGCAGCACUCCCUGGACUGAGCCAUGAGCCGGCUGCAGGAAGAUGACUCCAGAUCCAGCUGGCUGGGAUGCCACAGGGAGGGGGCCUCAAUCGCUCAUAGUGCCCCCCGGCUCCCAGUAGAAGGACACUGCUGCCCACGCCGUCCCGCAUGCGUAUAAUGUGUGGAAACCCAACGGCUCCUGGCUGGCCUUGUGGCUCCGAGGGGCAUGUGGACUGUGUGUCGCGUCCGUCUGUCUGUCUGUGCGUGUAUCCGUGUGUUAGUUUAAUCGCGAGACCUCUUGGAAACCACGCGAAUUUGUCCGUUAACCACUCAGGGCCGGGAUCGUCCGUGUCAAAGCAAGGGGGCAGGCCUGCGUCUUUGGUGUGACCGAGGGGGAGGCGGGGGGGCUUUCUCAUGACUCGGCUCUUCCUCCCUGGAGGUUUCUUCGGCACCGGUGGCUCCUCCGUGGACUCAUUUACCCGACCUCAGGAAUCUUCGGCCAGAUCCACGGGAGACUCAGAGCGCGAGGCUUUCCCGGGCCUCUGUUAUCCUUGGGGACCCAUCCCUCUCUCCAGGGCAUUCCCUGCCCAUGCAGGGUCACUGCCAGCUCCUCCUCCCUCACCCCAUGGGCUUUGCCAUCCCUUCCCUUGGCGGGCUGUGAACACCAUCAGCCAUUUCCCUGGCCUGCUCCAGGCCAGCUCUCUGGGCUUGCCCGCUGCUGGUCGUUCAGAGGGGGCGGGCACCGGGAGGGGGAGGGGUGGUGCAUUGCUUCCCCUCCCGUGUUCGAGCUCUUUAGGAUGCCAGUCCUCGUCUCUUCUCUGCACUCCCCCCUUCAAUACAGCCCCCCACCCCCGGAUCAUCUAUGCAGCCCCUCCCCGUGGCCGUGGUUCAGGUGGGUCAACAGCCCAGCCUCACCCUCCCACUGCCUCUGUCUGGUUGUCACUGGAGCACCGGAGGGGUGCUACGGAGCACGGAUGUGGGGCAGAGCUUGUCUCCUGGGAGGGGUGACCCCUUCCCCAACUCGGGGCCAUUCAGCGCUAGAUUGCUGGGGAAGGGUUCCCAGGAACACACUAAGGGCAGAUCCCUGGGAUUCCCUCCGUCCUGGUGCCCUGCAGCACCUACACGCAGGGGUCACCUCGUCAACAUUCCCCUGGCACCAGCCACGAACCCCCCCCCUCCCCCAAUGUGCAGACACAAUCACUGCAGCCUGACAGGGGGAAUUGAGGCAAAGCUGCCCCACUCCCAGAUCAACUCACCUAAGCAAUAAUGUCUGGCGCUGGUCUGGACCCAGGGUUGUGGCACGUCACCUGUACAUAGAGGAUGCAUGAGAGCUCGGCCAUCGGCCUGGCUGACCUAGUUCCACAUUAAAUGUUACUAUGUCGCAUUCA